CACAACUGAAGGUUCAAUGCAUGUUGCAUGGAAAUCUUUGUAGAAAAUAUUGUGCGUAAUGUCUGUGCCACUCUUGGCACCAAACGGAAUUGGAAUCGGUUUGUUUGAGUGGACUGGCAUAACAACACUGGCUCAACCAAUUGUCGGAUGAAUGUGGUUCGAGGCACCAGUGUACGCAUGGAUACAGAACAUCCUAUCAGAGCAAAUGGACAAAUAAAUAACAAAAGAAAGGAAAAGACGGGUAUACGAAAACAUGUCAUCUGAGCAGGUUCAGGGUGGGUUGGUUUACAAGGAAAAGACAAAGGGAGUCUUAACGGCACUGUGUCCUCACAGCGGUCUCUACCGCUGCAACAUGGCCCCUUCCUCCCGCAGCAGCACACAUGAGGCCGAUUAUUACGGAAUAAAAGACAGAAAGAUGAGGAAACCAUUGGUGGAGAGAAAGAGACGAGCGCGCAUUAAUGAAAGUUUACAGGAACUGAGGCUACUGCUAGACGACUCGGAUGCGCAGGUAAAAAUGGAAAAUGCCGAGGUGCUGGAAAUGACUGUGAAACGCGUGGAAAGUAUUCUGCAAAACAAAGCUAAGGAUGGUGACAGCGUGAACCGCGAAGCGAACGAGCGAUUCGCCGCGGGCUACAUCCAGUGCAUGCACCAAGUUCACACGUUCGUGUCCAGCUGCCCAGAAAUCGACGCGACGAUAGCCGCCGACCUACUCAACCAUCUCCUGGAAUGCAUGCCUUUGAACAACGAGGAUCGCUUCCAGUAUAUUCUGUCAGACCUGAUGUCGGACUGCAGCACUUGGUCGAGCGAGGGAAUGUACGCUGCGUUCUCUCCCGAAGACAGGAGCGUGGUCAGCAGCGGCUCUUCUGCUUUGUCCCCGUCACCCUCCGCCACCUCCAGCGAUGACCUUUGCUCUGACCUUUGCUCUGACCUAGAUGACACGGACACAGAGCACAGCCAUAUCUCGGUGGAUGCCACGGAUCACCGGCCAAACGUGCCAACUGCGUUCCACUCCAAGUCCAUGUGGAGACCAUGGUAGACUGAAACACCAGGGAUGCCCUUCCUAUAGAUCUCGCCUACUUUUCUGUAGAGUUCAGUUGCAACUUUAAGGAACAUUUAGAACUAUUAAAGUCUGCAUUAAGGUAGAUCUGCAUCAUCUAUAGUAGGAUUAGGACAGCUGCAACUUGAUAUAGCUGUAAUUCAAAGUGCACAACAGACGUAGCAAUGCCAUUGAGAAAUCACCUGUAGAUAUCCCCCAAUAAGCUCUUUCAUGGUGCAACAAUAUGCCAGCAAAACAUUUUAAAUGAUAGCAUUUUUUUUAUUUAAUUGUUUUGUAUAAGAUAAAUUAAGUUAAAACAACACUGUAAGGAAAAAUAAUAUUUCUAGGGAAUGCUUUCCCCACUUCUUGUUCUGUAGGUUUUAGAAUGUAAAUAUUUGAAUGUCGUGGCUGUAGAUGUAUAGAUCUCUGACAUUUAAAAGUGUGAUCAUUGUUUAACGUGAUAAAAGAGUUUGCACAUUUAAAUGUCAGGUAUAAAAUGUAAUGGCAUUUGAUGUAUUGUGAUAGACCCCCCCCCCAUAAAGUCCCUUCAUCAAAACAUCACUUUGCCCAUCUCUGAUUUCGAUUCAUUUUUGAUGAGUUUCAGAUAUUGUUUAUCUUUGAUCCAUAUCACGUGGAUCACAGAUAAACAAAUAGUUUUAGGGCCGGUGUUUUCACAGAACUGACAAGUAUGACCAGAUGUUAUUCGGUUUUAUGCAGCAGUAUUACUUUGAUUAAAAAGUAAAAAACUGCUUGUUUUAUCGCACCUCUUAUGUGUUUUAAAGUGUGAAUGGCUGCUUUGGCUUUGACUUGUCAAGCUUAACACCUCUGAACCAGUGGGGUCAGAAUGACUGUUGCAUUUUACCAUCGUGCUGUAGAUGUCGUCUACUGCAGACCAGUAUGUUUAUUAAAUAAAUGGUCAGAAAGCUUCUUACAUUUAACGGGGAUCCCAUAUUUAUUUAUAAAAAAAAUAAUAAUAAAAAUGAAAUAUACAUAAAAUAUUUUUUUAUCAAUUGACUCAAUAAAUGUAAGAAUAACUGUAAUAACUAAGGCAGAAACUGUGGUUGCCACGAUCAUUUUUUGUAAGGGACUGCACAAAUAAUAGAACAAACUGUCAAAAUCAUCAAUGUCACAAGGUUUAGUCUGUUUCAAUAAAACUGG
Molecule: messenger RNA, 2194 nt
Organism: Myxocyprinus asiaticus (Chinese sucker)
Lineage: Eukaryota; Metazoa; Chordata; Actinopteri; Cypriniformes; Catostomidae
Product: transcription cofactor HES-6-like
Exons: 7
Coding region: 254-1036 (260 amino acids)
Biological process (GO): regulation of transcription by RNA polymerase II; anterior/posterior pattern specification; regulation of neurogenesis
Cellular component (GO): nucleus
Molecular function (GO): protein dimerization activity; RNA polymerase II cis-regulatory region sequence-specific DNA binding; DNA-binding transcription factor activity, RNA polymerase II-specific
Source: RefSeq, a predicted model, not a curated record